Hevea brasiliensis (rubber tree) is the source of this 1705-nucleotide messenger RNA. RefSeq names its product E3 ubiquitin-protein ligase PRT1. Bases 169 to 1401 code for a protein of 410 amino acids. NCBI's taxonomy places the organism in Eukaryota, Viridiplantae, Streptophyta, Magnoliopsida, Malpighiales, Euphorbiaceae. The record is from RefSeq and is a predicted model, not a curated record. Gene Ontology annotation, molecular function: ubiquitin protein ligase activity; zinc ion binding. The transcript is spliced from 7 exons. Gene Ontology annotation, biological process: proteasome-mediated ubiquitin-dependent protein catabolic process.
ACAGGCAUAAAAUCUUAUUCCUGCGCAAACCGACUCAAACCAAUCGGAUGCUAUAAGCUUCCGCGGUCCUCAACCCUGUACCCUGGUCUCUUUCUUAAGGUCAGGGUUCUUUGGGACAUUAUCCCAAACACCUGGAUCCUCUGUUUUUCUCAAAUUCAUCAUUUCACGAUGGCCGACGCCUUUGAAUUGGAGGACGUUCCCGAUUCUUUUCUCUGUUGCAUUUGUCUGGAUCUUCUAUACAAACCUAUAGUGCUCUCUUGUGGUCACAUGUCCUGUUUCUGGUGUGUCCAUAAGUCCAUGAAUAGUCUACGAGAGUCCCAUUGUCCAAUUUGUAGGCAUCCAUAUAAUUACUUUCCAUCCAUCUGUGAGAUGCUGCACUUCUUGCUCUUGAAGAUGUAUCCCAUUGCCUAUAAGAGAAGGGAAGAACAAAUUCUAGCGGAAGAAAAAGAAAUGGCCUUGUUUUCACCUCAAUUUGAUUGGAAUGCAUGUCGGUCACAUGCCAAUCAAGAAUAUGGUCACCUGAGGGAUCCUGAACGUGCCUCAACUACUAGUUUGGAGCCCAACUCAUGCUCAGAGUCUUGUUCCAGCAGCAAACGAGAGCCUAAUGGAAAUUGCAAGAUGGUGUCAAUCACUGAUGUACAGUGCACAGCAUGCAAGCAACUGCUUUUUCGUCCAGUUGUCCUCAACUGUGGCCAUGGGUAUUGUGAGGCUUGCAUCCUGGCUUCAGUUGAUAAGGGGCUUAAAUGUCAGACGUGUCAAUCUCUACACCCAACUGGUUUUCUAGAAGUCUGUUUGGAGCUUGAUCAUUUUGUGGAGAAACAAUUCCCUAAAGAGUAUGCCUUGAGAAGAGAUUUUGUCCAGCUAAAACAGGCACGCAUUGAGGUUGAGAAACAGACUACUUGUUCUAGAAGAGCUAGUAAAAAAAUUUCUCUUAUUUCAUCUGUGCCAAAGGAAGAGCAUUUGCUACAGGGGGCUAAUCCUACCGAGUUAAAGGUUCACAUUGGUGUUGGCUGCGAUUUUUGUGGGAUGUAUCCUAUAAUAGGGGAUAGAUACCAAUGCAAAGAUUGUGUUGAAAAAAUUGGUUUUGACCUUUGUGGAGACUGUUAUAAUACUCGCUCCAAGCGUCCUGGGAGGUUCAAUCAGCAGCAUACACCGAACCACAAGUUUGAGCGUAUAAAGUCCAGCUUUCAUCAUGUACUAAUGAGGCUGGUGAGUGACCAGUUUGCGGAUGUUUCUGUUGCUUUAACUGACUAUGAUGAUCCUUCAGAAGUUGCGGAAAAUGAAUCCCCCAUCUCCCCUUUGUCUGCUGACACUCAUGAGAGUACCAGCAAUAGUUUGGAUACUUCUGUUAUCCAAACCGAAGGUGCAGAUGAUCAAAAUGAGACCGAAUCAACAAUUUGAAUUUUCCCCAUUUGCGAUUGCAUUGGGUUUGGCUGUGUUGGUUUAUCAAAUCAUUCCCAAAGAAGAACAAGUUUGCCAUGUUUCAAUGUAUAGUUUGGUACAUUUCUCGCCGUCUCGUAUAUUCACGGCUCCUAUAAAAUUACGUGAUCAUACGUUCUUGUUUUGUAGCCCUAAUUAGGUAUUGGCAUUUGCUUUGCUAUGCCUUAAUGUACUAAACAUCCUUCUUUCUGCAUGGUUUAUCUAUUUGGGCUUGUACGAUCCUUGCAUUUGCUUUAUAUCUUAUUCACUUAUUUAUUUGCUCUAA